AUGGAACAAGAACAAGUAUAUGAUUCUACCAAAGAAUGGAGUGCUAAAGUUCAAAAACAAAGGAAAUUUGUAGGGGUAAGACAAAGGCCUUCAGGAAAAUGGGUUGCAGAGAUCAAGAACACAACACAGAAGAUCAGAAUGUGGCUCGGAACGUUUGAUACAGCUGAGGAAGCUGCACAGGCUUAUGAUGAGGCUGCUUGUCUUCUCCGAGGAUCAAAUACUCGAACGAAUUUCCAUAACCAUGCCCCUGUCAAUCCUGCUCUAUCUAUGAAAAUUAGAAAUCUCCUCAAUCAGAAGAAAAGCCUCAACAAUAUCAAGUCCAAAACUACUCCUACAAAUCACACUACUACUACAACUACUGCUACAACUAGUACUACUGUUUCUUCUUGUAAAAGUUCUCUUAGUGUUAGCAAUAGUUUUAGUUUUAACACUGAUACUAGUGGCUCAAGAAGUCAUCAAGAAACUCAGAUAUUUGAUGAUGCAUAUAAACCAGAUUUGAGCAACUUUAUGGCUGGAUUUGAUCAAAUGGGGUCUUCUAAUUUUAAUCAUUCUUCAACAUUUUCAACUGAUUUUGAUAGGAUUAUUUUGGACGAAAAAGUUGGUAAUUUUCAGGUGCCAAAAGGAGGGGUUGUUCAUGAGAUAGGAAAUGUUGAAGAUCAGAUACCUGAAUUUGAACAUAUGAAAGUUGAGAGGCAAAUAUCAGCAUCACUAUAUGCUAUGAAUGGAGUGAAUGAGUAUUGGGAGAAUAUUCAUGAUUGUAAUAUUGAUGCUGCUUUUUGGGAUCUUCCUAUGCUCUACCAAAUGUUUUGUCCAAGUUAG
This is a messenger RNA of Nicotiana tabacum (common tobacco), 819 nucleotides long. Its product is annotated as ethylene-responsive transcription factor ERN1-like. NCBI's taxonomy places the organism in Eukaryota, Viridiplantae, Streptophyta, Magnoliopsida, Solanales, Solanaceae. Gene Ontology annotation, biological process: regulation of DNA-templated transcription. Gene Ontology annotation, molecular function: DNA binding; DNA-binding transcription factor activity. The record is from RefSeq and is a predicted model, not a curated record.